Molecule: messenger RNA, 2076 nt
Organism: Ruditapes philippinarum (Manila clam)
Lineage: Eukaryota; Metazoa; Mollusca; Bivalvia; Venerida; Veneridae
Product: melanocortin receptor 5-like
Exons: 1
Coding region: 508-2076 (522 amino acids)
Biological process (GO): G protein-coupled receptor signaling pathway
Cellular component (GO): membrane
Molecular function (GO): G protein-coupled receptor activity
Source: RefSeq, a predicted model, not a curated record
UUCACAUUACUUAAUGAAUGUCAUUAUUUUACUUGCAGGUCAAUCUGGAUAAUAUGGAAAGCAAUGAUAUGUACACGAUGCUGGUUUAAAACAGUAAGUUGUCUGACCAGUGUUUAAAGUCACAUUACCAGGAUGUUCCAUUUCUAGAGAACUGUUUAUGAAAUAAGUCAUUAAACAGAAGUGAAUGCAUAAUCUUGUUGUGACCACUUCAACCCACACACAUGUCAAUGUCUGACAUUAUGUGGCUUUUUUAUAGCUACCAAGUUACUAAAUUAGGAUGCAUAAACAAUGUAAUGGAUUUCGUACAGUUUACAUUGCAUCCCGUUAUUUCCCGAAAUUAAGGCAUACUUAAUUAUGUUAAAAUGACAAUAAAAUACAAAAACAUUGAAGCAAUGUAUGUUCAAGAACAAUCUAUUGUGUUCUUUUAUUCAAAUGGUGGAUGAGGAUUUUAACCGAGAGAUAAAGAUGCUAGUUUAGAACUAUAAAAUCUCUCUCUGUUCAUAGAAUAUGUUAAGUUCUUUCAAUUUUUUCAAUACAAAAAAUGCCACAUACAAAACUGAAUCUGCAGAGACCGGCGAAAAAUCAUUUGAUCUCGACAUUGAUCUAGAGGAUUUACUUGCUAGUUUAAGUAAUACAACUGAAGUAAGCUUACAAAAUAUCACCGAGAGUCUCUUAAAAUCAUCUCUAUGGCCUUCACUGCAGCCAUACAAUUGGAAGGAGCAAGCAGAAAAAAUUCUUCAACAACCAGAAUACAUCGUAAUUCUAAUACUUUGUAUAUUUGCACUGCUUACGAAUAUUUUAUCAAUUAUCGCGGUCUCUCAUAUAAAGCACUCGCUAACGACUCAUCUGAAACUAAUUAUUAACUUGGCAGUGUCUGAUAUUAUAAUUGUUAUUAGUGUGUUAAUUCACAUUGUGAAUAAAAUUUUCAACUACACAAUGUCACCUUUGACUAUUGGAAUGACAAAACCAAAUACACGUUUGCUUAAUUCGUGCUUUUUCGCAAGUAUCAACUCAUUAAACAUUAUGUCAUUUCUUAUAGUGCUGCUCAACCUAUUAGCUAUGGCUAUGGACCAUUAUAUAGCUAUUAUGAAACCAUACAGGUACCCUUAUAUCAUGUCAAAAAGGAAUGGAUAUAUUCUUAUUGCCUGCAUGUGGCUGUUAGCAGCACUUGGCGGAUUUUCUAACUUUAUAUUCGGGACAAUAGGGUAUCAUUCACAGACUCUUUUUAACAUUUGUGAAUAUAUAAUGUAUGACAAUUACCAUGCAGAGUAUCUGAUAUUUGGAGUAACCUUGAUUUGCUUAUUUGCGAUCAUAUUUAUAUACAUGCGCAUUUUCUUUGAAGUGCGUAGAAUACAAGCAAAAAUGCAAUUUACGCGGUGUUUUACAUUGCAUAACAAAAAGGCAUUAAUCACAACACUCCUAAUCAUCGGAACUUUUAUAUUAUGUUGGAUGCCAAACUGUAUCUUCCAACUGACAAUGAUCGUGGAAAUACACAUUAACAAAAGAAAUGUGUACAAACUAUUUGAUACAUUCUUGUUAGUAAGUAAAUACUUAUAUAUACUACAACUUGCAAAUUGUCUCUUUGACCCUAUCAUUUAUGCUGUAAGACUUAAAAUUGUAAAAAAGGGUUACCUCAAUUUUUUAAAACGUCUGCAAAAUAGUUUCAAUAAAACAAAAUCUUUUGUUCGAAAAGUAAAUAAAUCUAGGACACAAACGGAAACAUUACGACGGAGAACUUUCACUAGAGUGCCGAUUGAAGUAGUGACUGAUGCACAGCCUCAUUUUGACAGUGAAAUUCAAACAGCGGAUUUUGAUAAUAAACCGUUUCUUAAAAUGUCCGAUGAAAGUGAUGUUAAUGAUAAUGAACUGAUACCUAUGGUAACGUUUCAUGAACAUUCCGCAGCAGCUUCCGGACAGGAGCAAGAAUCAACAAUGCAAGAAAUCGUUCCCAUAGUUACUAUACAUUCCGAUUCAAAUUUUCAAUCAGAAAAUGAAACUGGACACUCAAUGCUACAAAAUAACAGUACUACCUCAUUCAUAGUGGAAAACCAAGUUAAAGUGCUCAAUUCGGAUUGA